This is a messenger RNA of Hyphopichia burtonii NRRL Y-1933, 1269 nucleotides long. RefSeq lists its product as uncharacterized. Lineage: Eukaryota; Fungi; Ascomycota; Pichiomycetes; Serinales; Debaryomycetaceae. The record is from RefSeq and is a predicted model, not a curated record.
AACGAAUUACUCAGUCAUGGAUUGAAUUAUGAUUUCUCUCUUUUCCACAAAGUUUCCAAAUACAAUCAUGAUUGGUCGAGUGACUCUUUGCAAAGUUUAAUAAGGAAUAAUCCCGGUCGAGUCUUUUCGUCUUGGGAUUUAUAUGAAAAAUUUUCAAACGAGUCAAAUGUGACCAAUGCAGUCAUUGAGGUUGUGAUAAAUAAGCUUCUUGCCGGUGAGAAAGUUGAAAUCCGAGAUAAUGAGUUCAAGUUGAGCUUAUCCAAUUUGUCAAGAUCCUUGAACCUUUUGAAUGGCUCAAGCAUUGAUAAUGAAGACAUUUUCACAUUGAUUUUGAAUUCAAUGAGUGAAUUGAAUGUUAUUAGUGGCUUAAAGCUUAUAACUAAUGAACGCUUCAAAAAUUGGUUUUUGCUGAAGGGAUUGGCAGGGUUACAAUGCAGACAACUCUUGAUUGGGUUUGAUUCUAUCGAUCUCAACACAGCUUUACUGAAGGAAAUAAUCACCAAAGUCCUCGAUACUUCUUUUAAAAUCAAUGAGGAUCUUGAUAAGUCAAACGAAAUGGAAGAGGUAAACUUUAAGGAACUUUCACAAACAGGUGAAUAUACACCUUUUUCAACCAUUGAAAAUACUCAAUUACGUAACAAGUUGCUUGAAUUCAUUGACUCUACUGAAUUGGAUAUUGCUCCAGCUCCUGAGUCUUUAUUGAUUCGUCUCAAGUUGAUUGAAAUUUACGGAAUGUACGCAAACGAUAUUACCAAAGUAUUGGAAAAAUACCAUAAAUACCAGAUUCAUGGUAAGUUUGGUAUUGAAAUCAUUCAAUCAAAGUUGAUUCAAAGUUUCAUUUAUCAGUUCAUAUCAACCAAGGAUGACCAUUUACUCAAAAUCGCUGAAACCUUGAACUUGGAAGACAUUCCAAUCCCGAUCCUACAAGCUUUCAUUCUCGGUUACAGUACCAAUAACAUCGAUCAAUCGUUGAAACUCUAUAAUGACUAUAUUCAACAAGUCAGUAAGAAGCUAAAUGAUGUCACCAAAAGAUCGCCGACCGGAUUGCUUACUGAAUCACUCAUGUUGGCUUUCUUAUCCAAUAAAGACCGUGAAUUUGCAUAUUUAUUAUUUGAUAAAGCCAUUGAUAAUGCCAUUAUUAGUGAUGAAUUGGAAAUCGCUACAAUCAAAAAGGUCUUCAAGGUAUACGGCGAUGCCUACAACGAUGAAAAUGAAGAUGCGGCUACCCAAUUCUUCCAUAAUCACCUAUUAAAGACCGUAAGAGAUUUG